UAACAAUAUUCCGCCAUCUUACAUCGUUGUAUAACUCGUCUAGUGUCUAUCUAUAAAGAGACGAGUUUCUCUCCCUUGUCAAUUGUUGAGAAAUGGCUUUCCUACUGAGUCUUCUUCUUGGCAUUUAUUUAGCUCCAUUAGCUCUUUCAGAUCUUAUCAUUAAUGUCCAGCCAGAGGUCAUAUCGCCAGUGUUCACGUCACAACUUGUGAUCAACUGUUCUGUAACUAACAACCAAGUUUCAAACAUUGAUGUCAUCAAAUCUGUGUCACUGUCACGUUAUAACGAAACGAUCAAAGACUUUUAUGUUCUUCUGUCACUGGACACUCAAACUUUCAAUCUCCAAAAGUUUGUUCAGUUCAGACAUGCGCAGGUCAGUUUUGGAAAUCUGUUCCUUUCCUUGACUGUCUACAAUCCUGUUCAGUUUGACGCUCAAGCUUACAGAUGUAAUGUUGAUGGAGAUAACUCUAUUCAGAAAAAUGUUUCAAUGAAAGCCAAGAAAGAAGUGAGAUAUGAACCAAAUGUCACAGCAUUGAUUCAAGAAAUCACACGAUUAAAGAUUUCUGAAGAAAUAGAAAAGUGUUCUUUGAACAAUGUAAGGCUUUCAGGAAAUAACAAUAUAAGAUCAAAACUUCAUUUCGUUGGAGAUUCUGAAUUCGUCAAAGAGUUAAUAGAACCGCUGACUUUGAGAUGUUCUUUUCUGGCUUCCAACGAAAAUGCUCAUCAAGAUUCAGCAGUUCAGUUUAUGUACAUACUUCACGAGACCAAUGGUGUCAUUGCAACCAUAUCUAGAGAUCAACCUGCUCCUACAACCAGCCAAAAACUUAACUCCGUUACACUUCAAGGCGAACUAAAUAAAAACAUAUCUGAAAACUCAUAUAUACGGCUGUCUUGGCGAAAUGCAAAAGUUUCAGACUCUGGGAAGUAUUUUUGCGGAGCUCAUGUCAACAACGUAAAUGGCCAGAGAGAUAUGUUCCAGAAGGAGUUAUUAGUCAGUGUACAGAGGCCAACACAUGAUGAUUUGGUCAAAGUUGUGCAUGAAUUACAAAGACUAGUAGAUAAAUGGAAGGACAGCCAACAAAUUAGCGAACUAAACAUAAUUAACAUAAAUGAAGACCUCAGGACAUAUAACAAUAGUAUGAUGAGUGUUAAGGAAGACUUGAAAAACAAUCAACAAAAACUAGAAAGUUUUGGAAAAGAUUUAACAACAAGUCAACAAAACAUCCAAAGUGUCAAAGAGGAUUUCAAAAUUAAUCAACGUCACAUUGAAACUGUUCAAGAUGAUUUGAAAAUAACUAAACAGAACGUAGAAAGUGUUAAAGAUGAUUUGAAAAUAACUAAACAGAACGUAGAAACUGUUAAAGAUGAUUUGAAAAUAACUAAACAGAACGUAGAAACUGUUAAAGAUGAUUUGAAUAUAACUAAACAGAACGUAGAAACUGUUAAAGAUGAUUUGAAAAUAACUAAACAGAACGUAGAAACUGUUAAAGAUGAUUUGAAUAUAACUAAACAGAACGUAGAAACUGUUAAAGAUGAUUUGAAUAUAACUAAACAGAACGUAGAAACUGUUAAAGAUGAUUUGAAAAUAACUAAACAGAACGUAGAAACUGUUAAAGAUGAUUUGAAUAUAACUAAACAGAACGUAGAAACUGUUAAAGAUGAUUUGAAAAUAACUAAACAGAACGUAGAAAGUGUUAAAGAUGAUUUGAAUAUAACUAAACAGAACGUAGAAAGUGUUAAAGAUGAUUUGAAAAUAACUAAACAGAAAGUAGAAACUGUUAAAGAUGAUUUGAAAAUAACUAAACAGAACGUAGAAACUGUUAAAGAUGAUUUGAAAAUAACUAAACAGAACGUAGAAACUGUUAAAGAUGAUUUGAAACUAACUAAACAGAACGUAGAAACUGUUAAAGAUGAUUUGAAACUAACUAAACAGAACGUAGAAAGUGUUAAAGAUGAUUUGAAACUAACUAAACAGAACAUAGAAACUGUUAAAGAUGAUUUGAAAAUAACUAAACAGAACGUAGAAAGUGUUAAAGAUGAUUUGAAAAUAACUAAACAGAACAUAGAAACUGUUAAAGAUGAUUUGAAAAUAACUAAACAGAGUGUAGAAAGUGUUAACAAAGAUAUGAAAAUGAAUCAACAAAACAUGGACACAUUUAAACAGGACAUAGAAAGUGUUAAAGAAAGUUUCAAAAGCAGUCAACAAAACAUUCAACGCUGGACACAGACAAUAUAUUCAUUAUCUGCUAAUCUAUCUGAGUUUCAAAGUAAAGUAAUAAACCUGAUUUAUGAAGGAAAGACAAACUACACAUUUCUGCAUAAGCCCUUAAGCUCUUUACUACCUGAAUCAUGUCGUAACGUCAUCAGCACAAAAGACCGCGAGGUAGUGACGCUAGCUUCCGGAUUAAAGGUCAUGUGUGACACCAAGACAGAAGGCGGUGGAUGGACCAUCUUUCAGAGAAGAAUCAACGGAAAUGUAGAUUUCUAUAGAGGCUGGAAGGAGUAUCGUGACGGCUUUGGAGAUUACGACAUUGGGGAAUUUUAUCUGGGAAACGAAAAUGUUUUCAAAUUAACUUCUAGUAAGAAAUAUGAUUUAAGAAUUGAUUUAGAAUUUAACAACACAAAGUACUUCGCCUUGUACACGCGCUUUGAAAUAUUGGGUGAACAAGAUUACUAUAAGCUACAGAUAGGAGGCUAUUCUGGCAAUGCUGGAGAUAGUUUAACAACUAAUCAUAAUGACAUGUUCUUCUCCACGUAUGAUAAAGACAAUGACAUGGCUACAUCAUCCAAUUGUGCUGAGUACUGGAAAGGAGCCUGGUGGCACAAUGCUUGUUUUGAUUCAAGCCUAAAUGUUAAAUGGGGAAGUAAUAAGAUUAACUGGGCUACAUUGACUGGAAAUGAUAAGAGUGUUACGUUUACUGAAAUGAAAAUAAGAGAAUUUAGACUUGCUGCUAAAAUAAAAAGUACUAAAUAAUAAUCCUCUUUUAACAAUGCCUAUCUCCUGAUAAAUAAAAAUCUGUUAGUUUGUAUUUAGUUUGUUUGACUGUUAGUUUGUAUUUAGUUUAUUUGACUGUUAGUUUGUAUUUAGUUUGUUUGACUGUAAAAUCACUAAAUUUAGAAAACCUUCAGGAUAGAAGACUUAAAUGUAAAGUAGCAAUUAGACAUAAAACACUGAACCAUAAUCUUCAAAUACAAAAAAAAAAUGUCAAUAUAAUACUCCUUCCUACGUAUUCUUGUCAGAGUAAGAAAUGUGUUGCCUGGAAAACCAGUGACUUGAUUAACAAGCAUAAAUAGAUGCAUGACGAGUAGGACGUAAUCAUCUUCUUUUUGAAGUAACGUCUAUAUUUUAUACGAUAAGAAGACAAGAUAUACUUAUUAAUUUGUGCUGCUAAGAUAUUUGGAAAAUUCAAUUUUAUGAAUAAGAUGUUUUUUUACUUCAAAACUUCAAACAUUUUUUUCAGACAUUUCUAAAUCUCUGUGUCCUAUCUCUAAUACUGUGAACUGCAAAGACUGGUUCAUUGGUGAAUAAAGAGUUUUUGCAACAAUACAAAUAUAAGCAUAUGAAAAAACUUCUUCACAUUCCCUUAUUUUCUAGUCUUUUCAACUUUUGAGGCACUUAACAUGAUCUAUCGACCGCCAUUUUCCAUUCUUCUUUUUUUUGGGGCCAUAAAUAGAAUCUCUUUCAAUGUUGUCUUCCCUACGCUUGUCUAUCUACCUAUUAUUCUUUUUCCUGGUACUAUUCCCGGAAGGAAGUUCUUUACGAUUCUUGGGGACCUUAAGUUUGUUUUUUUCGACGUUGUUCUUCGGGUCAUCGUGGGGCCCUGUUAGGAUUGUGAUUCUGUUCGCUAAUUUUCUCGUUUUGAUGCGGUCUUUGUAGAUGAUACCUAGAAAGAUAUAAUAAGAUAAGAUAAGAUAAUUUUAUUUGUCCAAACCACGUUAACCUCAGCAUUACUACUAUAGCAAUUGUCCUUUCUACUCAGUAAUACGUCCUUCUCAAGGUGUUGUCCAUCUUUAACCAUUAUAACAAAUUGUAAAAUCUGACGUAACAAAUAAAUUUACGUCGAAAAGGUUCUUUGAAAUUUUUGUUCAGGAAAAAAAAUACUUUAAUAAAUCAAUUAUUUUGUUUAAAUAAUAUAGCUAACUAUCGUUACAUUUUAUUUGUUAUAGUUAAAAAAAAAAGAUAUAAAAAAAAUGUGGCCAGUAUGGGGAUCGAACCCAGGACAUUUGCGUUAUUAGCACGACGCUCUAACCAUCUGAGAUAACCGGCCAUGCAGUUUUUGUGUAAUUAUGCUAUUGUAGACAGAAUUCGUAGCGUACUUCAAUUCUACUAAUAUUUCCUAAUAAAUCGUGUCUCGUAAAAGUCCUCUUGAAAUUGCGGGCAUUUCUAUUACUUUUUGAGGGACUCUUCAAAUUUCUACUUAAUAAUGUAAAUUUUUUUCACAUUUUUUUUCCAACGCUGUCUUUGUUAAAUGAGCUGACCAGCCCCAUUGGCUUUAUCAAUGGAGUUGAGCAGUCACAUGUGAACCUUCCUCAGGUCUUGACCCGAAAGCCUGAAGAUAGUGUAUCGGUGGAAACGGUCGUUAGAGGAAAAGAUUGGAUCUAUAGGGAAUCAAAACAGAAUCUCCGCUUGGAUGGACCAUCUUUCAGAGAAGAAUCAACGGAAAAGUAGAUUUCUAUAGAGGUUGGAAGGAGUAUCGUGACGGCUUUGGAGAUUACAACAUUGGGAUAUUUUAUCUGGGAAAUGAAAAUAUUUUAAAGUUAACUUCUACUAAAAAUUAUGAUUUAAGAAUUGAUUUAGAGUUUGACAAUAAAAAAUAUUAUGCUCGAUACACGCACUUUGAUAUAUGGGGUGAAGAAGAUUACUAUAAACUUGAAAUAAAUGGCUAUUCAGGAAAUGCUGGAGAUAGUUUAAAAUAUUAUAAUGACACGUUCUUCUCCACGUAUGAUAAAGACAUUAUGAGAAGCAACUGUGCUUCGCAUUUUACAGGAGCCUGGUGGUACAAAGAUUGUUUUUUUUCAAACCUUAAUGGUUACUGGGAAAGUAAUUACUUAAACUGGAAUACGUUGAGUAGAAAUACGAGUGUUACUUUUACUGACAUGAAAAUAAGAGAAGUAGAUUUGAACUAAAUAAUACAAAAGUUUUGUUUUCUAAAUAUAAUACUCAUUCUAUUAUUAGUAACUCCCGAAAUUAAAAAAUAAAGAUACAUUUAUUUGCAUUUAGUUUGUUUGGCUAUUAGUCUGUCUCUUUAAUAACGUAGGCCUAUGUAUAUAAAAAAGUACCUUGAAAAUAGUUUUACCAUAUUCAUUAGCAAGUUCAUAUUUAUUUUAAUUUUAAAGUGAAGAUGAAUAAAGAUGCAAUCUAGCAUAUUAAUAAAAACCAUUUCAAAUGGUACUUUCAAGGUAUAUCAUGUGUCGAAAAUUAACUAGAAUGUCAUAUAAUUAAAAAGAAAGAUAAUAACAAAAAUGAUUAAUAUUUUAUAAUUUUUCAGCAAAUGAUUUUGAGUUUUUAUCACAUCAUUCUGAUUUAAAAACAAAAUUUUUGGCAUUUUACAUCUGGUACAACCUUUUUCCUUCGCUACUUCUUGUGUGUUUAAAGAAGCCAAUCCUUGAUACACAGCUGCGGUCACAGGUUGGGCAUAUGUUAUCUCCAUGCGCCGUUGCAUUUUCACCCUUCCUUCUACUAUGUUGUGUAUGCUUCCUCUAUGCUUUCUCUCUCUCUCUCUGUCUGUCUCUCUCUCUCUCUCUCUCUCUCUCUCUCUCUCUCUCUAUAUAUAUAUAUAUAUAUAUAUAUAUCCCCAUGUGUGGAUAUAUAUAUAUAUAUAUAUAUAUAUAUAUAUAUAUAUAUAUAUAUAUAUAUAUAUAUAUAUAUAUAUAUAUAUAUUAUAUAUA
This is a messenger RNA of Biomphalaria glabrata, 5887 nucleotides long. RefSeq lists its product as uncharacterized. Bases 93 to 2972 code for a protein of 959 amino acids. NCBI's taxonomy places the organism in Eukaryota, Metazoa, Mollusca, Gastropoda, Planorbidae. The transcript is spliced from 6 exons. The record is from RefSeq and is a predicted model, not a curated record.